AUGGCAGGAGAUUCAGCAAGUUUAUCGCUGUCACCCAUCAAGAGUGAUAAAGCAGCAGUGGUUUCAGAAUCACCAGUAAAGAUGAAACCCGGAUCUUCAUCUUCGAAAGUGAUUGACACUUUGCACACCACGAUUGACAGUUUGAGUUUGGAAAUUGCAACUUUAAAGCAAACGAAUCAAGAACUUUCACGUAAAAGUCAAGUCGCCACUGCGAAAAAUGAUUCGUUUGUCGACCAGUUGGCCAAUUUGAAACAUGAAAAUGACAUGUUAUCGGCCUUACUAAAGAGAAAGGAGCGCAGGAUCUUGGAUCUCGAGGACCAGAAUAGCGAGUUAUCGAACUCAGUUGAGUCGUUGAACAUGCUGACAAAACAGAUGAAGAUGAGGUGCGAGAAGUUAUCUGACAGCAGUAUGCAAUCAAUGGCCGAAUAUGAGAGGUUAAAGAUUAGUUACGAUGCACUAGUGGCUAGCUGCAAUGAGUAUAAGCAACAUUAUAAAACUGAACUUGACACAUUACAGAAAAGCUUAGAUACUUAUAAACAAGAAAACCACAAACAAUGGGAAACGCUUAACGAGCUGAUUUCAAGCAACGACAAAGACAUCGAUACUUUGUUGGAUUCACUUAACAACAAGAAAAAGCUGAUGGAUAAUAUCUAUGUCAAUAAGAAUACCAAGGUGUUGACUAUGCUCAGUACAUUGGCGACCUUGGUAAAAGCCCAUGGUACAGAGAGCAAGAAUGUGCUUGGCGAUAAUGCACAAACAAUCGAAUUCUUGCUUGAAAAAUACCCUGACCUUGAAGAAAAAAUAUUGGAGAAGGAACAAAUUGAGAUUGACAUUAACUCAAUCUUGUAUGCAUCGAAAGAUGCUUUGGAGAACACUUCAUUUGAUGAGGAAGAUGUCACAUUGAUAAAUUCUCCAGAGUUGGAACCAUCUAGUGAUGGAAACUUUCCUGCUCAACAACUACAGAAAAGGAACAACGUCGGUAAUCAGCAAACAAGCAAUAGUAACAAUAGCAACAAUAGCAACAGCAACAGUAGCAGCAACAGCAACAGCAACAGCAACAGCAACAACGGCAGUAGCAAUCACGCUCAAAACAAAAGAAAGGGCAAACGCACACCCCUGUCGGGUAACUCCCCUUCUGUGCACAUGCCAUCGAUGUGGAGCAACAAUUCAUCGUCGUCGUCGACUUCACAUACCCCAUUCAAUUCUCAAAAUCAAAACAAUCAUCACCAUAAUAGUCACCACCAACAACAGCUGCAUGCAAGAUCAAACAAUACCAACAAGAACUAUGGAACUUUGUCGCAUGAUCUGCAACACGGCCAUCUUCCAAAAAAACACGCUGCAAUCAAUAAUAUCACCAACACGUAUUCCAGAUCUAGUGGAGGAGGUGGCGGCGGUCACAAUAGUGGUAACAAUAAUGGCCCAAAUGCCGCAUCAAAUAACAACAACAACAACAACAACAGUAACAACAAUAAUAAUAGAAGAAGGUCUGGAUAUUACAAAAAAGCAGUUUCUUCGCAAACAUGA
Messenger RNA from Lodderomyces elongisporus, 1524 nucleotides. It is a transcript of the gene SHE3, whose product is annotated as She3p. The coding region runs from base 1 to 1524 and encodes 507 amino acids. The record is from RefSeq and is a predicted model, not a curated record. Gene Ontology annotation, biological process: mRNA transport; endoplasmic reticulum inheritance. The transcript has a single exon. NCBI's taxonomy places the organism in Eukaryota, Fungi, Ascomycota, Pichiomycetes, Serinales, Debaryomycetaceae.